CAGGCAUCCCCACACGGCCGUCCUUCUCAGGAGGAGCCCUGGAGCUUGGCGACAGCCGCAGCAGAAGCCUGGGAGCAGAUGGAGUGGAGAGUGUGUGUGUGAACUUCGGCUCUAGGGUUGUGUUUUUUUUUUUUUUUGGAUGUGUGGGUUAAUGGACUUUUAGCACAAAGAAAACUCAAACUCAGCUGACCUGAAAGACUGGAAUUUCAGCUCUCUUCCUUCCCUGGGAUGUUUUUCCUCCCCCCUCCUCUCUAAGCCCUUUAAACCAGAUCACUGGGUCAGUGACUCUUAUUCAGCCGCCAGUUCCAAGGUUUCCAGCUUGUUUGGCUUGGAAAGAAAAACCACUACCUGAUUAGCGAAGCACUGGGGAGGUGCAUUCAUCUUGCCCUGUUGUCAGGAGUGAUCAGCAGAGUUUUAUGAAAAGCCCAGCAUUGCCUGAAAGGCGUCCUUGUCUGAGCCCGAAAUGAGAGGGGCACAGUGAGACCCCUUGGCCCGGGCGAGGCCCGCUGCCCUCCUGUCCUGAGCUGCGGGCUGGCUCAGCAUGAGCGCUGCAGGCCCCGGUGCACCCUGUGCCCUGCUUCUUCUGCUGCUCCUGCGUGUGGCCCAGCCCACCUUUGUCAGCCUGAACCACGGUCUGAGGGUGAACAAGGGCAGCUCGGCCUUCCUGUCAGCGGAGGACCUGCAGUUUGCCAUCCCCAGGGAGAAAGACGCCUGCAAAGUGGAGGUCGUGGUGCAUGAGCCCAUAACCCAGAGGGUUGGGAAACUCACUCCUCAGGUGUUUGACUGCCAUUUCCUCCCCAAUGAAGUACGGUAUACUCACAACGGUUGCCCACUUCUCGAUGAAGACACUGUGAAGCUCAGACUUUACAGAUUUACCGAAACAGACACCUUCAUGGAAACCUUUGUCCUCCGGGUCUACCUCCUGGAACCAGACUGUAGCGUCAUCCGGAGGAGCCGUGUGCUGGAGGUGUCUGAAUUCUACGGCCUGUCCCAAGUGAUCGAUAAGAACCUGCUCCAGUUUGAUUACGAUAGGACGACUGGCCUGGAGUGCACCAUAGAGCUGGACCCUGUGAGAACUCAUCUGCCAGCUCAUGGCCAGAUGGUCAUGGCGGACCCUCGCCCUGAAGAGCCUCGUGGAGAUCAGCCGCACACUUUUCUUCCUGAGUCCCAACUGGAAACAGAACUGAAGUGUCCAGGCAGAAGCUGUAUCCUGGGACUGAAGAAAAUAGGAAGUCUCAAAGUGAGCUGUGAGGAGUUCCUGCUGAUGGGGCUGCGUUAUCAACACAUGCACCCCCCUUCUCCCAACAUCGAUUAUAUCUCCAUCCAGCUGGACCUCACAGACAGCAGGAGCAGAAUGCUUUACAAGUCAGAGAGUGUGUGGUUGCCUGUCCACAUCAGAGCUGGCAUUCCGAACCAGAGUCCGAGGGCUGCAUUCAUGUCCCUGUUUAUUCUGGAAGUGGAUCAGUUCAUCCUGACCUCUCUGACUCCAUCUGUUCUGGACUGUGAAGAGGAUGAGACCCCCAAACCCUUGCUGGUGUUCAACAUCACAAGAGCCCCACUCCAGGGCUAUGUCACUCACCUCUUGGAUCACACCCGACCUGUCUCCUCAUUUACCUGGAAAGACCUCAGUGACAUGCAGAUUGCUUAUCAGCCACCGAACAACAGCCACUCGGAGAGGAGACAUUAUGAGGUGGAGCUGGAGGUGUAUGACUUUUUCUUUGAGAGAAGCGCACCCAUCAUGGUCUACAUCUCCAUCAGAACAGCAGAUACCAAUGCCCCACGAGUGUCCUGGAAUACAGGUCUGAAUCUCCUGGAGGGCCAGUCUCGGGCCAUCACUUGGGAACAGUUCCAGAUUGUUGACAAUGAUAACAUUGGUGCCGUCCAGCUGGUCACCAUUGGCGGCCUGCAGCACGGACGGCUUACAGUGAAAGGUGAAUGAUCUACCUGUGCAACCUAAAGAGAACCCAAGGAGGAUUUUCUUCAAGAGCAAAGUUUAUUCAACAGGAUAU
Fukomys damarensis (Damara mole-rat) is the source of this 2009-nucleotide messenger RNA. Its product is annotated as FRAS1-related extracellular matrix protein 1-like. The record is from RefSeq and is a predicted model, not a curated record. Lineage: Eukaryota; Metazoa; Chordata; Mammalia; Rodentia; Bathyergidae. The transcript has 8 exons. The coding region runs from base 542 to 1939 and encodes 465 amino acids.